ACCGGGACACUGUUGCUCGCGUGGUCCUUGAACGAGGCGAAUCAUUGAACUUGCUCUUUUUUUUAAUUUCGGAGGAGGAAUUGUGCCGGUGUUGUAACUUAAAAAAAUAAGCAUUAUUGAGAGUUGGAAGAGUAGAAAUAUUAAUCUAAUAGAAGAUUAAGUAGAAGAUAGUAGUAGAUAGUUUUUAUUUAAAUAGUAUAAUAAGAGUAUUUCGUGUGAAUAUAUCUUCUUUCCUAUCUUGUUUCUCUCUCGAAGGAAAGAUUGUAAUAUUGGUUGUUGUCUAUUGUCUAAUUAUGAGUGGUUCUGGAAAAGGUCUUCUCGGGGUGUGGUUGUACAGAAGAGGCGACAACUGGGCCAUUAAAGAAGGAAGCCCCAUUCACAAGUCGAGUGAUAUCCCCAUGGUCGAGCGCAAAUCGAACAACGACAACAAGAACUCCGUCGUUUUUUCGUUGAAGAAUCAAAUCGGCGGCUUGGCACGAGCAUUGCAAGUUUUUCAGGAUUUGGGAGUGAAUGUGAUUCACAUCGAGUCACGGAAAUCGGUGCGCCGCGGCUCGGAAUACGAGAUCCUCGUCGAUGUCGAGUGCGAUUCGAAAAGGAUGGAACAGUUGACGAGAAUGUUGAGCCGAGAAGUUGCCGCAAUUAAUUUGGCGCAAUACGAGCAAAUGGGAAGUAUCCCUCACGCUCCAUCCCUUUCCGCAGCCCCAAGUUUCGAUUUCAGCGAGGUAGAUAUGCCAUGGUUCCCACGAAAAAUAUCGGAUCUAGAUCAGGCUCAAAACGUGCUCAUGUACGGAUCCGAAUUGGACGCAGAUCAUCCCGGCUUCAAAGAUCCGAUCUAUCGCAAACGUCGGGUACAAUUUGCGGAUAUAGCGAACAAUUACAGAUACGGCCAAGCGAUUCCUCGAGUUCAGUACACUCAGGAAGAGAUCAAGACAUGGGGAACCGUUUUUCGUGAAUUGCAUCAUCUUUAUCAGAAACACGCUUGCAACGAAUAUCUUGAGAAUUGGCCAAAAUUGGUGAAAUAUUGCGGUUAUAGAGAGGAUAAUAUACCACAGUUACAAGAUGUAAAUGUUUUCUUGAAACGCACCACUGGAUUUCAACUUCGACCGGUGGCUGGCUAUCUAUCACCGAGAGACUUUUUGGCUGGCCUCGCUUUCCGAGUAUUCCAUUGCACUCAGUACAUUCGACAUUCGUCCGAUCCCUUUUACACACCUGAACCAGAUUGCUGUCACGAAUUGUUGGGUCACAUGCCGCUACUAGCGAAUCCAAGUUUCGCCCAAUUCUCGCAAGAGCUUGGACUGGCUUCGCUCGGAGCCUCGGACGAGGAUAUCAAUAAAUUAGCAACUCUUUAUUUCUUUACUGUGGAAUUUGGAUUAUGUAAACAAGAUGGCAUACUUCGCGUUUAUGGCGCUGGUUUAUUAUCUUCCGUCGCGGAACUGAAACACGCGGUCUCCGUUCCCGAGAAAACUUUCCGAUUCGAUCCGGAGAUAACUUGCAAGCAAGAGUGUAUCAUCACUGCGUUCCAAAAUGCUUAUUACUAUACGGACAGUUUUGAGGAGGCGAAGGAGAAGAUGCGAGCAUUUGCGAACCAAAUACAACGGCCAUUUGGAUUACGUUAUAAUCCUUAUACGCAAUCGGUGGAAGUGUUGACGGAUGCUCAAAAGAUCACGGCAGUGGUGAGUGAGCUGAGAGGUGAUCUUUGCAUCGUUUCGAACGCCCUCAGGAAGAUACAAGAGCAGGAUGAUACGGUGGACAUUGAGAGAAUAACCAAUCUUUUAACUCAAGGAAUCGAAUUGCCUCAGGAUACUUCGUCUUCCGAUAGCGAUAUCGAUAAAAGUCCUAAUGUCGAGACACCGGAAAUAUCGGUACGAAGUCAGAAUAAUACGUAUUCCGAUGAUAAUAUAAUCAAUGCUCAAGAUUAAAAAUUUGUUUCAUAUGUAAUUGAAAUUUGACGUGCAUAGUGAAUUAUUGUUAGAAAAAUUGUUUCUUUUUCUUUCUAUAUAUAUAUAUGUUAUGUAUAGUCUGCGAAGAAAAUUAUUAAAAUUAGAUAAAUGUUUUAUUGAAAUGAAUGUAAAUCGCAUAAUAGAUUCUUUAUGCUUGCAAAAAAUUAUAUUUAAAUGAUGUUGUUAAAGUUAUACGUAUGAAAAAUAAUAAAAAAAAAUUAUAU
Messenger RNA from Apis mellifera (honey bee), 2164 nucleotides. RefSeq names its product tryptophan 5-hydroxylase 1 (gene Trhn). Gene Ontology annotation, biological process: serotonin biosynthetic process; aromatic amino acid metabolic process. The record is from RefSeq and is a predicted model, not a curated record. The transcript is spliced from 12 exons. Gene Ontology annotation, cellular component: neuron projection. NCBI's taxonomy places the organism in Eukaryota, Metazoa, Arthropoda, Insecta, Hymenoptera, Apidae. The coding region runs from base 294 to 1919 and encodes 541 amino acids. Gene Ontology annotation, molecular function: iron ion binding; tryptophan 5-monooxygenase activity.